AUGGCAGAACAGUCUGUUGAGGAAGGCGAUUUGGAGAGCGAUAUUAAAACUGAAUACAAACCACCCGAAAAACGCACUCUGGAAGAGAUCAUGAAUCUAGACAAGGAAGACGAAAGUUUGCGGAAAUAUAAAGAAGCACUAUUGGGUCCAUCUCUUGGCACGUUUAAGAUUCCUUUUCCAGAAAAAUCCGCAAAUGUUGUGUUCGAGAAGUUCUGUAUUCUCGUUGAUGGGCAACCGAAUAUUGAGUUCAAUCUAUUGGGUGAUAUCUCUAACUUUAAGUCGAAACCUGUCUCAAUCGUCGAAGGCUGCAGUUACCGUAUUCAAGUUGUGUACUAUGUACAAAGAGAUAUUGUUUGUGGGCUACGUUUCAAGCAGUGGUUACGUAAAGGCCCUAUUCUAGUUGAUGAAAUUUCCGUAAUGCUAGGCAAUUUUCGUCCUCAAGGACACCCUCAUAUCUGGACAUCGGACCCUGAAGAAGCUCCCAAAGGUGUUUUAUCACGUGGCUUAUACAAAAUUGUGAGUCAGUUUAUCGAUGAUGAUAAAGCGGAAUAUAUCACUUGGAAGUGGUGUAUUAAUAUAGUUAAAAAGUCUACAGAUUCUUAACAUUAUAUAAAUCAGUUUUUGUCCACAUGAAUAUGUCUGCGUGUGUUUGUAUCUAUUACUAUUGUUACUUCAUUUUCAGACUUCUUUUCUAUCCAAUUGUUUUCGUUUCAUGUUACGAUAGAUAUUCAUUGGUGUGUUAAUGAAUGUACAUCUCUUUGUGUUGGUAUGCUUUAUAUAUAUUGCCGUUUAUACUCUUAGCAUUUUCCCACAGAAACUUCUGCUUCUUGUCAUUGUCAUUUACUUUCUUGUAUACAUUUUGUUCUACC
Molecule: messenger RNA, 869 nt
Organism: Schistosoma margrebowiei
Lineage: Eukaryota; Metazoa; Platyhelminthes; Trematoda; Strigeidida; Schistosomatidae
Source: the annotation of a GenBank genome assembly